AUGCCAACCUUCCGGACAAGACCUACGAUUGCCCUCGCCAUACUCGCCUCCCUCACUCACACCGUCUCCGCGCAUGGAGGCCAUGACCACAUCCCCGAAGGCAAGGUCAUCAGCGCUGAGCCCAUCGAUACAACACUCUGGAUCCAUAUCUUAAUACAAUGCACGGCAUGGGGCAUCAUCAUGCCUACGGGAAUGGUGCUCGGCUUGAUCCGCUCGCGAUGGCAUGUGCCUACCCAGGUCCUUGGGGCGUUAAUAGCGAUACCAGGCUACUUCAUGGGGCACAUGCACAAGGGACGACAGUUUGGGAAGAACGCUCAUGCUGGCUUCGCGAACUGGCUGAUGUUGAUGUUGAUCGUUCAGUUGAGCAUGGGCGUGAUACUAAAGCUACACAUUGAGCGAGGGUUUCUAGGAAGAGUACGGGGCUGGGUGGUAAAGGGCCAUGGAUUCCUUGGAUGUGCUAUGCCUAUCGCGACAUGGGUGCAAUUCGUGUUUGGUGGCAUCGCGGCACAAGGCUUCUGUCAAGGCGAACAUACCGGACAAUGCGCAGCUCAUUUCAUCAUGGGCUCGGCUUUCAUCGCCUACGGGAUCGUGCUCACGACCCUUCUGCUGAACGGACAAGCGCUUCUGGCACGCUCGGGCAGAAGUCAGGAGUUCUUCGACAGCCUGGUCAUCAGCUUGUGGGGCUGCGUCAACACCUUUACAGAACACCGAUGGGGUCACGCGUGGGUGAAGAACGACUUCCAACACACGAGCAUGGGCGUCAUCUGGUGGGCGGCAGGUUUGGUAGGCGUAUGGCUCUCGCGCGACCGCGCCGGACGUCCAAGGCGUAAUUUGAUCCCUGGCAUCGUUAUCAUCAUGACUGGAUGGGGCAUGUCCGGACAUCCACAAGAUCUGCAUCUCUCGACAGAGGUCCACAAGACUUUCGGCUACACUCUGAUGCUAGCCGGUCUCACCAGGAUCAUCGAGAUCUCAUUCGUUCUCAAAGACAAGAACACCCUCAUUGGACCUGAAGGUGGAGACGUGGACGAGGAGAUCCACAGCUUUCAAUACAUUCCAGUCUACCUGCUCUACGCAUCUGGCUUCCUCUUCAUGGGCGCCACCGAAGAGCAGAUGGCGGUGCUCAGCGCGGCUAACGUGACGCACGUUAGCUACAUUCUUAUUCUGUUUAGCAUGGCGUUUCUGCUAUUCUUCUUCGUUCUCAUGCUACUCCAUCUGUACUCCGCGCACAUGGAUCCGAACAAAGCCAACAAGCCGUCGAAACUCAAUGGCACAAACGGGCCUUCACGAGCCUUGCCAAACGGUCACGCGAGAGGCCACAGCGCAGCAGAAAGGCAGCUGAGGGAUGUACAGGAGUUUGAGCUUGAAGCACUUAUGAGUGAUGAGGAGGACGCGGAAAGCGUGAAGAUGAAUGGAAGACAUGGUUGA
Molecule: messenger RNA, 1425 nt
Organism: Saxophila tyrrhenica
Lineage: Eukaryota; Fungi; Ascomycota; Dothideomycetes; Mycosphaerellales; Extremaceae
Exons: 2
Coding region: 1-1425 (474 amino acids)
Source: RefSeq, a predicted model, not a curated record